AACCACCUCCUCAUCCGCCGGUGCUGCGGUUCCUCUCCCCCGCGCCACUGCCUCGCCGCCUGGAGUGACCCCCGUCUCGUAAACCCCGGGCCUCCGCCCCCCGCCGCCGACCCGCCGGAGGAGGCCGCCGCUGCCAACACCGUUAUGCCAUGGCCGUCAUUCUUUCCUCAGCAGCGCCAACGCCACUGAGUCCUCCCGCGCGCCCGCGGAGGCAGCAGCAGCAGCCGAGGGCCACCAGCGGCCUCCGCGGUGGCCUCGCUCGCCUCUCCGGCGCGCUCGUCCUCUCCCACGCCGGCGCCGCGCUCGCCGUGCCACUCUCCUACGAGGAGGCGCUGCGCCUCUCGUCCGACUCCGGCGGGGACGGGGGCGAGUUCGCGCUCACGCUCCCGGACCUCGGCCUCGACGGGCUCGUCGACUUCGUCACCGAGAACCCUAUCGUCAUUGCCGCGAGCGUAGCUGCCGUUGCGCUGCCGCUGCUCCUCGGGCAGCUGCUGGGGGGCGGCGGCGGGGGGUCCAAGUCCUACGCCGUCGUGUCCGCGAGGACGGCGUACCAGCGGCUGCUCGAGGAGCCCGGCGUGCAGCUCGUCGACAUCAGGGCGCUCAAGGACGCGCGGGAGGCCGGCGCGCCGGACCUCAGGGAGGCCAAGAAGAAGGCGGCCGCCGUGCCGUACAACGGGGAGGACAAGAACGGAUUCUUGAAGAAGCUGGCGCUGCGGUUCAAGGACCCGGAGAACACCACGUUGAUCAUCAUUGACAAAUUUGAUGGGAACUCCGAACUAGUUGCUGAACUUGUCACAACCAAUGGUUACAAAGCUGCUUUCGCAGUGAAGGAUGGUGCAGAAGGAAGUCGGGGAUGGAAGAGCAGUAAUCUUCCCUGGAAGGAGCCUGCAAAAGGAUUCAGUUUGGACUUGGGCGAGCUAUUUGGGGAUGGUUCAGAUGGCUUACCUCUGACAAUUGGUUUUGCUGCAGCUACUGGUUUGGGAGUACUUGCCUACACAGAGAUUGAGACUUUGCUACAGUUUUUGGGUUCGGCUGCUAUUGUUCAGCUAGUGGCAACCAAGCUCUUGUAUGCCGAGGAUCGACAAAAGACCCUUAAACAGAUUGAUGAGUUCUUUAACAAGAAGGUUGCUCCGAAGGAUCUUGUUGAUGAAAUAAAGGAAAUCGGGCAGGCUCUACUACCUUUACCUGGUGAACCUAAGAGCCAACCAGCACUAGAAACAGGGACUCCAGCUGCCGCACCAGCAGCAGAAGCCACCACGGAAUCGGCUCCUGCAACGCCCACACCUCUUUCACCUUAUACAAAUUACCCAGAUCUCAAACCACCAACACCCCCUUCAGCACCCUCUGCGGAGGCUGAAGCCGAGGUGAAGGUUGAGAGCACCGCCACUGAAGCCCCGGCGUCGGUCAACUCGGCACCUCCUGCCCGCCCCAGACCUCUGUCACCAUACCCUAAUUAUCCGGAUCUCAAGCCGCCAUCCUCACCUUCGCCAUCACCACCUUAAUUAGGCAUGAGUACAAGAAACCGGGUCUAGAGGAUAUUAAAGAAAAAUUGAGCUGUUCAUACGGAGCCGGCGUCUCACCAAAGGUGUAUGUUGUACUAUGAUACUGUCUGUGUAUUUAUUGGCCACUGUGGCAUUGUUUUUUGGAGCAGUAAAUAUAUGAUGUUAAUGUCAAGUGGUCAUCGAUGUAGUGCUCUGAUUUUCUUGUCUUCUUAUUUUGGUACUUGUAAAUGUCGAAUUACUAGCCUUCCGAUGGAGAGUUCAAGCCUAUAGAGCUUGAUAUGUUUGACCUGUAAAUGUGUAUUUUUUGUCGUGGAUGGAUAAUCAGAAGUUUAAUACCUCUGUUAAAAAUUGUAGUGAUCAAGAGGGUGAAACUUUGAAAAAAGUAGAACCUUUGGUG
Setaria italica (foxtail millet) is the source of this 1899-nucleotide messenger RNA. Its product is annotated as rhodanese-like domain-containing protein 4, chloroplastic. NCBI's taxonomy places the organism in Eukaryota, Viridiplantae, Streptophyta, Magnoliopsida, Poales, Poaceae. The transcript has 9 exons. The record is from RefSeq and is a predicted model, not a curated record. The coding region runs from base 150 to 1502 and encodes 450 amino acids.